CAUCGAUGAUUCGUCGACGAUUUGUUACCCGAUGAUUUUAUAAUUAUUUAUCUAUUUAUUUUACUUUAAAUUUAGGCAUAAGAAUAUAAUUUACAUGGGGAAACGUUAUGAAUUUUACACACACGGGUUAAAAUAAACUAAAAAAGUGAAGUAUAAAAUUUUAGUCACUAAAAUAAAAUGGAUAAUUUACCAUCGGACAGUGAUGUGCCAAUGAAAUGGUGGAAGAAAAGACCAAUUUUAAUGAAACACAAAUCAAGACUCAAACUAAAGCAUAAACCAUUUUCUAAGUUAUCCAUUAUAGAAGGAUUAAUUUCGAGGAAAAGGGAAAAAACGAUUUGCACUUAUGAAUUAACUAAGAAAAACAAAAUAAGGAGCGUAAAUCAUCCAACUUUGAAUGUAAAACGGCAAUAUCCAUCACACUGCCGCGUUACUUAUAGUUUUCAAAGCAAUCCAAAGCAUUUUGGAAAACGAUUAAACGAUAAACGCAAGCUGCAUGAUAUCAUAGAAUCUUCUUCAGAUAGUUUAAUAGAAAGAAGAAGAAACGUUAAGACAAGACAGGUUAAACAUGUGAAAAGUAAAUCACGGCGGGAGACUAAGUUAACUCUGUUGGAAAGUAAGAGCAAAGAAUGGCAGAAAAAAGUAAAAAGCACCAGACGAGAUCCGAAAAUUCAGUUUCAACAAUCUUCGAGUAAAGAAGAAAAGCAUUGUACUAGAAGCAAAGCUUGCGGAUCAAAAAAGAAACAAACAUAUCACCCUAAGUUUCAAAGCCAAGGCAGUCAACAAAAGAUCGUAUUUCAAUGUCCCAGCAAAGCAAGAUUUCCUAAGUUUAUGUCUAAACAUUUGUUUAAUAAAUCUUCUUCGAGAUCAACACAACCACAAAUAACAAAUGGCAAAACUUUAAAAACACAUAGGAAACCAAAAGUGGAAUUAAUUAAAAGCAAAGAUAAAAUUAAUAAUAAACAUAAUAUAGAUACAACUACUACUGAUGGCAAAAAUAAAUCAAUUGGUACUGUUAGUCAAUGCUAUGUAUUUACACUUGAAACGAAAAGAGAUAAAAAAUCAGCAAAUAAAAAGAAACCUUCUAAACUUUUGUUAGGUAAUGCAAGUUCAUAUGUUAUCAACAGAUAUAGUCGCAAACGAUCUUUCAAGCGAGUGAAAAAUGAUUCAUUUAGCAACCAUAACUCAUUCCGCGUUGUUAAUCAAUGGAAAAAAAUACAAAACAAACCAAACACUAACAAAGAAUAUUCUGAAUCUUGUUGGAGUACAGAAGAGUCAAUAAAUCUUCAUAAAAAUGAGAUUCUUCCGACAAGGUUAGUCAAUAUUCAGCCAACGACUGUCAUGAAAGUAAAUAUAGAGAAAACACACCCAGAAAAUGUUGACUGUGUUUGUUGCACAUGUCCAUCAAGGCACUAUCCACCUCCUAAAGAUGAAGGUGAUGGAACCGCCGUCGACGAAGGAACGACAAUGGCAGGUGACAAUCUGUAUAAAGAACGAAAAUCAGCAUGUGUCGAUACUAAAAAGAGACAUAAAAAGGGAGUUUCAGAAACAUCAGCUGCAACUACAGAUAAACCAACUGAAACGCGAUCAACAGGCGCUGGACCAGCACCUCCAAAAGUCAUGAAAUCUGCUUUUCAUUUGAAAAAAUACAAACGGGAUGAGUUGAGGAAGAAGAAAAUUAAAUUUGAAAAGACACCACCUACUUUAAAAGAAAUAAAAAAUAUGACAGAACAACAAAUUAAAAUUAAAUUUAAGGCACCCUACAUAGAGCGUGAUGAAGCACCAGAAGCCGAUGCCGAAGAGUUUCGACGCUCAGUCAGAGAUAAGAAAAAGCUAAGUGAAUUGUACCCCUGGCUAGAAGAUCCCUCAGUAGAGGGAACAGAGGCAUGCAAACAUGUAUGCUGUAGAUGUCCUGAUCCGUAUAAAGCUAUGACGAAAAUGGGAGCUUACCCGGAAGAAGGUGUUCCAUUUGGGGGAGGAUGGGGAUCUUAUCAUUUUGGAGCUCAGGGACCGCCAGGAGAGACAGGAGCGCCAGGAGCGCCAGGAGCGCCGGGAGAGCCUGGAGCUGGAGCACCACCAAUGGCAGCUCAAGAACUCCAAACAAAAGGAGCAUAUGCACCAGGCGGUAUGUAUGGACCACCAUUAUCAUAUGGAGCCAAAGGAAAGUUCCCACCGGCGGGAGAUUGGCAAACGCAAAUGGGAGCAAAAGCACUGCCGGCGGGUUGGCCUCCACCGGGCUGGGUGCCGCCAGGGUGGGUCCCGCCUCCAGGACAAACCCCACCGCCGUGGAGAGCCCCCCCGGGAUGGAAACCUCCGAUGGGGUGGACACCACCACCUGGAUCUAGGCCACCUGAGGGAUGGGAAAAACCCAAAGAUUGGCCUCCAAUAGACGGAUCAAUACCAAAGCCUCCAACGAUUGGACGAAUACCACCAGAUGGUUGGGUCCCACCCGGAUGGAAACCUCCACCUGACCAGAAAGUUGUGAAAUGGGAUCCACCUGAGAAUUGGGUACCUCCUCCUGGUUGGACACCGCCUCCAGGAUCAACACCACCGAAGGAAUUCAUGCCUCCAGAAGGGUGGGUUCCUCCUGGGUGGAAGCCACCACCUGGAAUAAAAGAGCCUAUAGAAUGGACGCCACCUCCUAAUUGGAUACCACCGCCUGGUUGGACGCCGCCAAAGGGUGCUAUACCACCCCCGGGAUACAUACCACCAGCGGGAAGUAAGCCACCUCCGGAGUUCUAUCCCCCCGAGGGCUGGGUGCCUCCUGGUUGGAAACCUUCACCGGCAUACAAUCCUCCCCCGAAAUGGCUGCCACCACCAAUGUGGCUACCACCACCAGACUGGAAGCCACCACCUGGAAGCCUCCCACCAAAGAGUUGGAUGCCACCAAAGCGUUGGCUACCACCUGGUUGGACACCAAGGCCGGGCAUGAAAGUGGCAAAAUGGAAUCCUCCACCACUAUGGUUUCCACCAAAUCGAUGGAAACCCCCAGCAGGAGCGAAACCUCCGCCGGUCACUGUAAUACCUCCACUAUGGGAGCCACCAGAGAAAUACCAACCACCAGUAGAUUACUUGCAACCUGCUCCCAAAGGGUUUUACUACGAUGACAACGAUAAGCUGAAGAAAACUGCCAAGUUUGAUAGGCAAGUGAAGAAACAGGCAAAGAUUGAAAAAAAAGAAGAAAGGGAAAGAAUAAUGAAAUUAAAAGAGCAAGGCCACGACUAUGUUCUCACGUUAGACGCAGGUACUGGCAAAUUUGUUUUAGAACAAAAAAUACCUGAUCCACCGCCAGUUUGUACUCACGAAAAGUGUAUUUGUCAACCUUACACGGAGGAAGAGCUACAGAAAAUGAUGGGCGAGAAUAUUUGUGAAGAGAACCUUUGCACUUGUCCGACGCAAUACAAAAAAGAUGCUUACGCUGAUAAUGUGAGAUUAAAGGAAAUGGAAUUAGCAGCUAAGGAGGCUUGGAUCAGAUAUAUGGAGAUGAGAAGAGCAAAGUUGGCUAAAAUAUUGGCAGCCCUAGAACCAAUCAGGAGGAAAGAACUGGCUGAAGCACUGAAAGCACAAAUAAUGGCAAGAAGGAAAAAGGCUAUUAUUUGCAAGUGUCCCUUAGAGAUGACCGUCGACGAAAUACUGCGGUCGUAUAACUCUGAUUUUCGUGCAAAGUUCAGAGAUAGAAUUAGACUAGUUGAUUUUAUUUUGGUCAUGAAAGACUCGGGAGAGUUGCGUGUGGAGCAAAUGUGUGCCAAUUAUCUAACCGGAGCUCUGAAAACUGGACUUGAAAUAGAGCUGGAGCGUGGAGUGAUGCCUUGCAACAAUGCAUUGGUUUUCGCAAAAGUCCACGCCCCGGCCCAUGUCAUAGAGAAGUAUGGGCGAGCGUUCGGCAUCAGAAAGUUUUUCAAAAGUCAUCACAUUUACUGUGUGCCCUCCCCAGAACGAGAAUAUGUGGAAGUGUGCAGAGACGCAACACCAAAACCUACAAUGUACUCAACUCAUGAUCGAGCCAUGAUAGUGAACCAAAUACUUCUGCAUUUACCGUACGGGACAGACACCAACGAUUAUGGCUACGACAGAUUGGUAAGGAAGGGAGUGUUUCGCGAUGGGUACGCGUUGCACGACGGACCCUAUUUCUUUGUCAGCAACCAAGUAGCAGACAAGGCUCAGUUACGACAAGUUCUUUAUUACAAUUGGGCUGCACCUACAUUUGUAUGUUUCAAAUCGUGCCCCAUUUUAAUGAUUCAAGAAUAUAUGGGGGAAAGAGUGGCGUCCUUCUUUUUAUUUUAUUCAUUUUACAAUUUUGCUCUGUUUGUGUUGUGCGUGCUCGCGUUUGCUUGCUCGCUGUUUGGUUAUCUCGCCACCGUGGUCUAUUCUUCUGUUGGAACGUCUGUGUCCUACGCUUGCUCCGGCAAGAUUUCCGGGCAGGUGCUCUGCCCCGUGUGUGCCGACUUCAAGCGUUGUCCCCUCAAGACCUUCGUAAACCACUACUGCAUCAGCAAUAAGAUUGACAAUACUUUGGACAAUAGCGUUCUGAUUCUCGAAUUGUACUCUAUAUUAUUGCUUUUGUGGGCAAUAAUGGUGCCAUUUAUGUGGGGAUAUAAGGAAAGGAAAUUAAAGUGGUUGUGGGAGUGUUCCACGGCCACCUCGAGAGCUCAAGUCAACUAUCUACGCAUGAGAUUACCACAAGUUAUUAAACAGUUGGAAGACACUACAUUUUUCAUUAUAAAAACUGUUAUAACUUAUCUUGUUUUGAUUGUUCUUAUGGCAGGUUUCAUAGCGUGUGUCUUCCUGUACGUGAACACGUUCCGUUACAAACGAGACGACUUGUUUGACAAGUGGAGCAAGGCAGUUGUUAAAAAAGUGGAAUUAAUCCGAUUGUUUUCCUUAUUAAUUAAUGGACUGUUGUUUGGAUUCGUCAGUGUGUUGUUUGCGACGGCAGUAAAACAUUUAGUAUACCUUCUGACUCAUUUGGAAAGGCACACUCUGUUCAUGCACUAUGAGAGGAGCAUAGUUGUGAAAUAUUUCAUCAUUACACUCGUGACAAGCUUUUCGAUACUGAUUUAUUUGACAUUUUUGAGGGGAGUUGGUUACCAAUCGCCAUUAGUAAAAGCAGAGUUCAUGGGAUUAAAGUUCAUGUAUGAUAUUUGUGGACCAUUCAAUAUCUGCCUACACGAAAUAUUGAUAAUCUAUGUGUGCCUUGUCUUCGUGAAACAGUUUAUCUUUCCCUUGUUAUGGUGGUCUACCAGAAUCCUGACAUGCGACAAAUCAUGUUGCACUAAAUACCCCGUAUGGGAGAGGGAACUGUUGCUGGCUCCCCUCACUGAGAAGAUGAUCAUGGACAGAUACGACUACAUCGUUGAUCAGUUUGCAUACCUAGUCACUUUCGGAUUAGUGUUUCCCUUGAUGACCAUACCCUGUUUACUGUGCAAUUGCUACGAUUACUGUUACACGGCGAAGUUGUUCCUCAAGAGGCACCGACGGCCGCUGUUGCCCAGGUUUGCGGGCAUCGGCUCUAUCAGAGGGGCACUGUUUGCUUUCGCAUUCGCAUCAAUCUGGUUGCAUGCCGGGAUCUUCGCUGUGCAAACCAAGUUAGCAGAAAGACACGUCUACAGAGCUUACUCGCAUACGUACAAAAAUGAUACUUAUUUCGACUACCUAGGAAUUCAAUUGCCAACACCGGAUUACUUAGAGGCACCGAAUGUGGAUCCAACGAUUUCAUCAAAAUUUAACGAAGUACAGAAGGGUAAUAUCUCUGAGAUAAAAACAAAAUGGGUCCGGCCCUGGUAUCUUGUUCCAAGAUAUAGCGUUUCGUACAUUUCAUACGGUGAUUUUACUGAAAAACAUAAUCAAUGCUUUGCGCCGAUCCAAUACCGCAUGACGAUGUUCCUGCCGGCAUACCAGACAGACAUUAAGGACUUCCACAAUCAGUUUGGCAGUGAGCAUCCGCAGAAAUGGGUUUGCGGCAGCGAGUGUUACGCCGUCAAGAUGACUCGGAGCAAGAUAUUCAUUAUUUAUUUGGUCUUCAUACACUUCAUAGCCUGGCUGAUAAUGUGCCUAUUCGGAUCAUCGAGCAGGAUCCGCCAGGUCAGGGUGGCGGAGGCCAAGAUCCUCAGUGCCAUAGUGCGAGGAGACAGACGACGAAGUCGCAAAAGCGUGGCUCAAGACUAUAGCAGUUAUUGUCCGAAUUGUUGAGUUGUCGUGACUGUGUUUGGUGGUUGGCCCGUGUGUGUGUGUUAAUAAAUUUCGAGUGUUUUGAAUUGAA
Messenger RNA from Plutella xylostella (diamondback moth), 6256 nucleotides. RefSeq names its product anoctamin-5. Gene Ontology annotation, molecular function: protein dimerization activity; chloride channel activity. Gene Ontology annotation, biological process: chloride transmembrane transport. Gene Ontology annotation, cellular component: plasma membrane. NCBI's taxonomy places the organism in Eukaryota, Metazoa, Arthropoda, Insecta, Lepidoptera, Plutellidae. The record is from RefSeq and is a predicted model, not a curated record.